UGGUGAUGCUGGUGAGCGUGACCUCGCUGGCCACCAUCAGCUUCGACCGGAUGAUCGGCGUGGCGUACCCGUUCCACAAGCACCUCGGGGCGUGGGGCUCGAGGGCCAUCAUCGUCGGGUUCUGGGUCCUGUCCGCCGUGCUCGCCCUUCCCUUCAGCUUCUACAGGGUCUAUACGGUGCGCAUCUGGCAGGACAUGACGGAGCGCACGUGCGGCGAACAGCGCGACGAACUGCGCAUCUGGUGGAUAGCCGUCAUCAUCGCCCUCACGUGGCUGCCGCUGCUCAUCAUGGUCAUCUCCUACACGGUCAUCUUCGUGUACCUGCGGAAGGGCGCCCCGUCCACGGCCAGGAGAGAGCACCCGGCCAUCCUGCACCUGAAGAAGCGAGUGGUCAGGAUGAUGUUCGUGAUCGUGCUGGUGUUCAUCCUGAGUUGGCUGCCCUUCCAGAUCAUGAAAAUCUUCGAGGACAAAUACAUCGAUGAUUCUGGCCAGUAUCUGCCGGAUCAAGAAGCCGAGUAUAAGGUAUUACUGAGUGUCUCGCAUUACAUGAUGUAUACCAACACUGCUGUCAACCCUCUGAUUUACGCCCUUAUGCACCAGACAUUUAGGCGUGCAUUUAGGGUGACGUUCACCUGCUUCUACCGCAAGAAGCGACAAUACCUGCUGAAUACAGAGAGACAAGAAUCAGAGUGCGCGUAUCAGCGCUCUACAGGAGACCGAACACAAGACACAGAGUACAAAGUCUAUACGAUGCAGCCUCAUCUCUGUGAUGUCAGCGCCUCACAUGCGCGAGCUUAA
Messenger RNA from Penaeus vannamei (Pacific white shrimp), 797 nucleotides. Lineage: Eukaryota; Metazoa; Arthropoda; Malacostraca; Decapoda; Penaeidae. The record is from RefSeq and is a predicted model, not a curated record.